Molecule: messenger RNA, 1623 nt
Organism: Guillardia theta CCMP2712
Lineage: Eukaryota; Cryptophyceae; Pyrenomonadales; Geminigeraceae
Product: p450 superfamily protein
Exons: 15
Coding region: 1-1623 (540 amino acids)
Molecular function (GO): heme binding; monooxygenase activity; oxidoreductase activity, acting on paired donors, with incorporation or reduction of molecular oxygen
Source: RefSeq, a predicted model, not a curated record
AUGUUGCAACUUGUCCUCGGCGACUCAAGGACGAGCGUCAAGAUAGUGAGAUUACUCUCAACGACUCUCGUUGCAUACGCAAGUUGGAAAAUCUUGCAGAUUGGCAGAUGGAUUGUUUUCGGGCAAGGCAGGUUCAUUCUAUUUCCCCACAGGUACAAUCUUCCUCCUGUGGUGCCUGUGGGAAGGUUUGAAUCGCUGCGGCAUCUGAGCAAGGAAGCUCGAUUUCCACUCUAUCAAUAUGAGUACUUCAAGAAGUACGGCCCAGUGAUCAUUAUACCUUUCGUCAUACCCAGACUUCUCGUUGUCAUCUCAGACCCAGACGUCGCCAAAGUUGUCACGGAGGGGGAUCCGCAGAAGAACAUUCCAGAAUCAGACAAAUUCCUUCCUGUCUACCAGAGCUUCUUUGAGUCGUUCCUUCCUACUCCCUCCAUGAUCAGCAAGGCAACAUACAGCGAAGGGCCUGUCAACGGCUGGUACUGGGCGAGAAAGGCUAUGGCUCCAGCGUUUGCUACCAACUACCUGUCGGAGAAGCUGGAGUGCCUUGAUAGAACGAUGAAGAAGGCAAAGCUUUGCCUGGACAAGUAUGAUGAGUUGGGGCAGGAUAUGGAUCUGAGCGAGUUUCUGGUGAUCAUGAAGAGAUUGUUGAGAUUGACGCUGGACUUUAUCUGCUCCAGUAUGUUUGAUUUUGAUCUCAAUAGUUUGGACGAGGUGUUCGGUGGAGAUAAAGCUGAUGGAACGAAGUUUCUUCGAGCCUUUCAGACAGUGAUACGCGAGAGAACGAGAAAUUACAUUGGGCCACAGAUUUCGUUUUUGUCAUAUUUCAGCAAAUCAAUGAGAGAAAGCCUGGAGGCGCGUAAACACAUCGCUGAUAUCGGGAUGAAAAUUUUGGACAAGUUCAGCAAAUCCGGGACCAAGAGAGACGAUCACUCUAUCAUAGGCCAUCUCGUGCGGGCCCCCUACUACUCGAGCAGGCAACGGCAGGAGCGAUGCACCGACGUCAUGAUCUUUCUCCUGGCCGGCCACGACACCACCGCAUUCAGCGUGAUCAUCCUUCCUGCAGUCCCCGAGCUCGUGGCUGAUCGCUACUUUGCGCUUCUCAGCUCAGCUGGAUUCUCGUCGAGGUGGCGAAAAACCCUCGAGUCGCCUCCUUGGUGGUGUCUCCUUCAGGAGGAGCUCAACAAAGCGAACCCCGAGAACGGUUUCAUGCACAAGGAGAAGCUGAGCUCGCUGCACUACCUUGACUGUGUAGUCAAGGAAGGGAUGCGGUUACAUCCGGUUGCUCCUACCUCGUCGAUCCGCGUCGCCAUCGCCGACUUGGAUUUUGGCAAAUGUCUUCAUGAGCAACCCCCUGAUAUCAAGCUUGACGUCGUGACAGUUGUCAUCCCUAAAGGCUCCGUCUGUGCAAUUUCGAACUACUCGCUCCACCGCCAUGGAAUCUCACGACCGGACGAGUUCAUCCCAGAGAGGUGCAUAGGGGAGAACCUGGCGAUGUUGGAGCUCAAGCUGGUGCUUGCCUACAUGCUCCAGAAAUACGAGUUCACCCUCGUCAAGGAGCCGACACAAAUUUUCGCCAUGACGCUGAAGCCGAGCGGGGCUCGAGUUACGGUCAGGGCUAGGAGGUAG